Mollisia scopiformis is the source of this 1303-nucleotide messenger RNA. RefSeq lists its product as uncharacterized. Bases 142 to 1206 code for a protein of 354 amino acids. Lineage: Eukaryota; Fungi; Ascomycota; Leotiomycetes; Helotiales; Mollisiaceae. The transcript is spliced from 2 exons. The record is from RefSeq and is a predicted model, not a curated record.
CUUUUUUAUCUUUCAUCUUGCCAGUCAAGCAGAUCACGUUGACCGUGCAUCUAAUUAACCACCUCACACCUCAACGGAUUUACACUCAUUUUUGAUAUACCUUUAGUUGUUCGCCCGUCGUCCACCACAUAAACCAUCAAUAUGCGUUUCUCACAGAUCACCAGCGCUGCUGCGCUUAUUGCCGUUGCCUCUGCUGCGAACGCUGCCUCGAACACGGGCGCCAGUGCUGACGGUGCAACCGGAACGACAUUGUUGGCAAACGCUAUCCAGAGCGGUUCUUUUGUGGAUGGAUCUCAAGAGAUUGGAGCUGAUGAGGCCGACCAAGCCAAGUCACUGACAUCGACAAACAACUUCAUCAACAACUGUGCGGGCAAGACAUUGACCAACGGUCUCCAAGUCGUCGGUGGCUCAUGUAACGGUAUCCCCAUGGGUGAUAUUCCCGCAAAGACCGCUAUGGUUUCUUCGGUCAUCACUUUCCCAACUACUGGUGGAACCCAAGUGCAAUCCGACACCACUUUCAACAUCUCCGUCCAGAUGUCCAACUUGGUUGCUGGAUCUUUCACCAACGCUGAUGCCACCUACUUUGCCGCACCUCAAUUCUUGUCAGGCGGACAAGUUGUCGGCCACACUCACGUCACGGUCCAAGAUCUCGGUAACAGCUUGAACCCAACCCAAGCUCUUGAUGCCACCCAAUUCGCUUUCUUCAAGGGUAUCAACGAUGCCGGUAACGGAAAGGGUCUCCUUCAAGCUGUUGUCACCGGUGGUCUCCCAGCUGGCAACUACCGUGUCUGCACCAUGGCAUCCGCCUCCAACCAUCAACCUGUCAUCAUGCCCGUUGCUCAACGUGGUACCGCCGAUGACUGCACCAAGUUCACUGUCGGAGGCAACGGACAGGUCGCCAACGCUGCCUCCAACAGCGGAUCCGGUGGUGUAGCAGCCGCCGCUGCUGCUGCUUCUGCUGUUGCCGCCGGCCCAGGUGCCGUUGAUCCCAACUUGAGCUCCGCCGCUGCUGCUGCAUCUGCCACUGCCAGCGCCGCCGCAAAGGGUGGUAACGCCAACGCUGCUUCAGCAGGCAAGGCCUCCGCAUCAGGAUCUGCAAACGCAAACGCUGGCAACGCUGCCAAGGGAGGCAAUGCAAACGCUGCGAACGCCAAGGCUGGAAAGGGAGGCCGAAAGCAGAGAGCCCGUCGGGAAUUUAUCGCAUAAGGUGAGCGGGUGAUGAGGGGAUGAAGGCGAGGGAUAUAUUGAUCAUAGAGGAGUUUUUUAAUCAUUCGUGGAAGGAAAUAUGGGAGGUGGGAAAGAU